UUCUGUCGUCCGCGAUCCGGCGGUUCAACUUCAAGUCGGCCGGCGGUAGCCGUAGCUGCCGCACGGUGCCGAAAGUCGUGGUCAUGGGCUCCAGCACGGCGUCCGAGACCACGAUCAACACGAGCACCGACAGCGCCAACACCAUGCUCACUAUGGUGACAACGACGGACGGGGAGCAGCCGGACGACAGCUUCGAUCUAAUCGACGUGCCGGCCGAAAUGUCGCCCCCCGCCACGGCCCCAUCACAACAAUCCAUCCAUCCCGGCGGUCAUCGAGGACAUCCCGACGACGCGAUUGGGGGUAGCUGCACCUCGUCGCCGGCGUCGCCCACGUCGCCGAUCUCCGUCGCGGCGCCGUCGAGUCAAACCACGCCGCCGUUGCCGCUUCCAUCGUCGCCGACGACUCCGCUUUGCGCCUUCGACGGGACCGAGGUCGCCGGGCCGUCCGGUCGUGGCGCGCGUGGUUCGGCUCAAGGUAACGACGGUAACGUCAAGACGACCACCGGGGGUUCCUCCAUCGGUCAGGGACACAACGGGAGUAACGGCGCCGAGGCGAUUCUGCCGCCACCCACGCCGAUGGUUAGCACGCACCAGGAGACCAGAUUCACCUUCGGCGGUAGCGGCAGAACCCCGCCUCUUCCGGAUCUCAGAGCGGCGGAUUUCUUUAGCACCCCUGUGAGGGGUUCGGUGGACGCGGGCCAGCCCGAUUCGGUCGACACGCGUUCCUCGAUUCGAAACCUGGUGGCCGCCCAGGAGAAGCAGAACGCCAGGGUGGGUGGAUAUCAGAUCGAUUACGCGGCCGGCGGGAAAGCCAACUCGAUUCAGCCGAACGCGCUGGAAAGGGGCACAGCCGAUCAUAAGCGGAGUCAAAAGAGGCCCAAUGUCAACGUGACGACCAAUCCGCUCGAUAUAUCGCUCAUAGGUGCGACCCAGCCGUGCAAUACCCAAGGCUGUAACGUUCAGAGUAACGCGAGCACGAAAUCGCGUGGAAGAUCAGCGGAAUCUCAUCCACUCGUUUCAGCCAUUCAUUCAUGGGUCAGGCUCUUUUUCCCGUUUUGCGCAAUAGGUAGUAACGAGCGGAUAACCCACAGAUAUGGAAGUCCCCAUCACAGCCGAUCACAGUCGGUGAAGGCUCCCGGGAGUCGUUCUUCCGGUCGACCGAAUUACCUGUGUCUUCCGCAACAGAGAUCGCGAGUGGCAAGUAUGCCCAACACCGGCGUGGAGGAGGAAUACUACAGAUUACGGCAUUUUAGCAUCACGGGCAAGGGGGUGGUAAACCGGGGUGACUCCCUCAAGAGCCGCAGAUCGCGCUCCAACAAUAGCGUGGCGUCCAGCAACUCUAGCACGGAACACCUGACCGCCUCGUACCCGGGAUCGGCGCGGAAUUCCGCGGCGGGCUCGUUGGCGAGUUCGAGGGAGAGCAGCGCGUCCCAAGGUCCGGCGCCAUACCGCGUCCUCAUGCUGGGCGCCCCCGCCGUCGGCAAGAGCUCCCUGGUCUCUCAAUUCAUGACUUCCGAGUAUCUGCACGCCUACGACACUUCGAUCGACGAUGAGUCCGGCGAAAAAACAGUCAGCGUGCUCUUGGCUGGUGAGGAAUCGGAAUUGACUUUUAUCGAUCACUCCUGUGCCGAAAUGACACCGGAAAAUUGCAUCGCGACGUACGAGCCGCACGCGUACUGCGUCGUCUAUUCUACGACCGAUCGGACGUCAGUGCGCGUCGCCGAGGAGGUUCUCCAAUCCCUGUGGAGGAGCGAUCACGUAUCCGCGAGGGCGGUCAUCCUCGUGGGGAACAAGGUCGACCUCGUUCGCAGCCGACUGGUAUCGACCGAAGAGGGCAAAUCCAUGGCGACGUCUUACGAUUGCAAGUUCAUCGAGACGUCGGUCGGCAUCAAUCACAACGUCGACGAGCUGCUGGUCGGCUUGCUCACGCAGAUCCGCCUGAAGCUGGAGAAUCCCGAGAGGACCAGGGAGAUGUUCCGGAAGAGGUCACGGAAGAACCGCAGCAAGUCGCCAUUGGGCUCGUGCUCGGAGAACAACUCGCCUAAGAAGUAUCGCGGCAGUCGGACCAGCACCAGCCUGAAGGUGCGGAAUCUUCUCGACAAGGUCUGGGCGCGCGACAGCAAGUCGAAGAGCUGCGAGAAUCUGCACGUUCUGUAGAGAGAGAUCCCCGAGGGAUCAUCGGUACCGAUCGUCUCGAUCCAGAAUGGAUCUGGAUGGAGCGGCGAGUCGCGGCAGCAGACUUCCAUUGAAAUGUCUUACGCUUCGGAGCGGUCUUCAAAUAUAUACAGAGGUCAAUGGUGGAUGACUCUCGUCUCGUGUAGAAGAGGGCCAGGUAUCGACCGCCUUCGUACUCUCAACUUCGCAGGAGAAGAGGAGAGACACGUGCGUAUCGCUUUGUAAUGAAGUAGCGAUCUUUCUGGCCGCGUUUCUCGCGACGUCGUACGUUGUUAGCCUUCUGUGAACAAGGUAAUCUUUUGUAUUUCUGAACGAAGCCACACCAGCGUCCGAUUAAUCAAUACCAGACUACUGGGAAUUAUUUUUAUUUCAUUCUUUCCUCACGACAAUAAUUUGAAACAUUUUCAACGGUAUAUCUCGAUUAGAGAUAUUGUCCCGACUUAUUUUCCAUUGUACAGCGAUUUUUCUAUUACUUUCUGAUUUAUACGCUAUGAAAGCCAGAUCCGUCAGGUUGACGGUUAUUUUUUCUUUUUUUUUUUUGGCGAUCUAAUCAAGUGUUCUAAAGAAAUUGAUCGUUGGAUUUUUCAUAGCCCCUAUAAGUUCUGGUCGUAAGUGAUAAAAUGUUUUUAAUCCCAAAGUGUACAAUCUUGGCGAUUACCGUAAAGCGUAAAUAUAAGCCACGGAGGAUUGGCUCGGCGCGUAUCUCACGAAGAGACGCAGGCGUCGUUAACGUGCAGAAAUGUUCGCGCGCGUUUGAAGAAGUCGUAAAGUGAAAUGCCUGUGAGGUAAAGUGAAACGCGACACCGAGGGCAGCAGUCAACGUAGAUUGCCACAGGCGAACUCGUUAUCGUACAUAAAACUGAAAACUGAAAACUGAAAACGAGGGAAUCGCAUCGAUCUUUAUCACGUCCGCUCGAUCUAUGAUUUCGUUUGCCUGUAAAGCCUAAAUGCGAACGCAGAAAGCAACGCCAGCGCCGCGAGAGGAAGAGAUCUGCUCUAAGGGCGAAUAGUAGCACAGUUUGGAGCAGAAACACGCGCCUAUACAUCGCAUUGUUCUGCAAUUUUCAUAGUGACCAAACACACACAUGCGCGCGAUUAUAUUUACACCGGUGUUUUGCAUUCCAAUUUUGUACAAAAAAAA
Molecule: messenger RNA, 3315 nt
Organism: Pogonomyrmex barbatus (red harvester ant)
Lineage: Eukaryota; Metazoa; Arthropoda; Insecta; Hymenoptera; Formicidae
Cellular component (GO): plasma membrane
Molecular function (GO): GTP binding; GTPase activity; calcium channel regulator activity
Source: RefSeq, a predicted model, not a curated record